This is a messenger RNA of Doryrhamphus excisus (bluestripe pipefish), 3928 nucleotides long. RefSeq names its product poly(rC)-binding protein 3. Gene Ontology annotation, molecular function: RNA binding. NCBI's taxonomy places the organism in Eukaryota, Metazoa, Chordata, Actinopteri, Syngnathiformes, Syngnathidae. The record is from RefSeq and is a predicted model, not a curated record.
CUAAAUACCACCAACGCCACAUUGUCCUUGUCAUCCCUCAAUUAGUCAGCCUCAAGUACAACAAUUUCACACAGGGAGUUUUUUUUUAAUAACGUCUACAAAUAUACUCCCAUAGCAACGCCCAUUAAGAAACCUUCUGUGUCUCUAUGUUUUUAUUUAUUUUAUUUUUUUCACAAAGGCUUUUUUGUUGUGUUGGACCUAACUGCAGCCUAAUCUAACCGUGCUGGACAGCGGAGAGCACAAGAGAAUCUUUGCCCUGCCCUCAGGCCUCUUCAGCUUGGGGAUCUCCGUGUGGAGGAACGCCUCUUUGGUUGUAGAGACAGGGAGAAUUAGGCAAAGAUGCGGGUUCUCUUUCCCUGUGUAGGGGCUUAUCUUGGGCUAAGCUGAGGGACUAAUAGCAAAGCCUGCUUCCACUCCAGCCGGUCUAAGGGCACAGAAAGCCAUCUGUCCAUUCUGUGGACAACAGACAACAAAGAAAGUAAACAUUGAACACGGAGUUUAUUCUACCAGGAGCCACCAGAUAUAAAGAGGAGUGAAGGGUUUGCAUAUCAGGUUUGAAAUGGCGGCAGGGAGUUCUUCAUUCAUUGGUUUAUAGUAUUUACAUAAAAGUCGCAGGAACACAGAGUAUGUCUGAGAGGGAAGAAAUGGCCUUGGACGGGAGCCUGAAUGUUACACUGACGCUACGGCUGUUGAUGCAUGGAAAGGAAGUGGGCAGUAUAAUUGGAAAGAAAGGAGAAACAGUGAAGAAAAUGAGAGAGGAGAGUGGCGCUCGUAUCAACAUAUCGGAAGGAUCAUCUCCCGAGAGGAUAGUGACCAUCACAGGGCCAACCGAAGGAAUCUUCAGAGCUUUCUCCAUGAUUGCACAGAAGUUUGAGGAGGAUAUCACGGCAGCAAUGACAAACAGCAACGUGACAAGCAAGCCACCUGUGACACUCCGCUUGGUUUUCCCUGGGAGCCAGUGUGGCUCACUGAUUGGAAAAGGAGGCUCUAAGAUCAAAGAGAUCCGAGAGACUACAGGGGCGCAGGUUCAGGUGGCAGGAGACAUGCUGCCGGACUCUACAGAGAGGGCUGUCACAAUCUCUGGCACUCCACAGGCCAUCACUCAGUGUGUAAGACACAUCUGCUCCAUCAUGCUGGAGUCUCCUCCAAAGGGAGCAACUAUUCCCUACCGUCCAAAGGCCAUUCCUGCCGGAGCCCAUGCAGUAUUAGCGCAACAGCACUCUGCACAAGCCUUUGCACUUCCAGGGCCGUACGCUUUUGCGCAUCAAGAUUUGACCAAGCUUCACCAGUUGGCUAUGCAGCAUAUUCCCCUCCCUUCCCUUGGGCAGAGCAACCCUACCUUCCCUGGAUUGGAUGCUUCUGCCCCCACAAGUUCACAGGAGCUGGCAAUACCUAAUGAUUUUAUUGGCUGCAUAAUUGGAAGACAAGGCACCAAGAUCAAUGAAAUCCGCCAGGUCUCGGGAGCCCACAUCAAAAUUGCCAGUGCCACUGAUGGCUCAGCCAUGCGCCAAGUCACAAUCACAGGCUCGCCGGCAAGCAUUAGCGUGGCCCAGUACCUCAUCAGCGCCAGCUUAGAGAUGGCUAAAUACACCAUGCAGGCUGCGUCUUCUGCGACCCCAGUUGACCUGAACAUGAGCUACUCACAGUCUGCUCCCACCGCCUCCAAUGCUGCUACCUCUAUCGCCGUCCUGGCGGCCACCACCCCAGCCCCCACCAGCAUUAAUGUCCACUCUCCCUCCACCUUACCGACCAUUCAAAACCCACACUACGCUGUCCCUGUUUCCAGUCUGCUUGGCAUGAAAACGCUCCCUGUACUGGCUGUACACCCAGCAGCUGCUACCAGCCUAACACAGGGUUUAGCCCCUUACACUGCAAAAAUACCCACCUCUGGUGUCAAAAAGUCUGAGCGGCAGAAGUUUGCUCCAUAUUGAGUCAGUCCAAUUGGAUAACAUUGCACUAAUGGAUGACGAAAUACUGAUAUUUGGUACUUGCUUACAUAUGUAUGCAAGCUUUACCAGUGUAGCACCUCCUUUCCAUAAAGCAGGAGAGCAGAGGUAUCAUUAUUAAAGUAGGCAGCAGAGUUGGGUAUUAACUCAGUAUUGCAUAAUAUGCAAUGUGCUAACUCAGGCUUGCAUUUGAACCCAAUGAAAACUUUUCUAAUGGUUUCAUGACAAACAGCUUUAUGUAAAGAGUGACUCCAGGAGAUUUCUUUUCUAAUAUGCAAUUGUUUACAUAGUUUUCUAUGUUUGUAACUAGAUCCAUUUUUGAUAGAGAAUUCCAUUUUUGCAGGCAGAAGGCUGGUAAAUGUACAAUACUAGUGGGGUGUGUUUAGUAUAAUGAAUAAGGAUUGCUACAUUUUUAUGUCAUAUUUCCCCCUAUUCCUUCACUAUAGGCUUUCAUCAGGGCUAACAGGCUUGGGUGUUCUGUAGUAGCACUGCACUGUUGCAGUUCUGAUGGGAUUAUCCUAAAGCCACAUGGAUUCUAGUGGAAUUCACUCUGCACUGUAAUCCUGUAGAGCAGGACUGGUCUAAACAACUCAUUUAUUGUUUCUGCUUGGUUCUUGUUCACUUUCCACACAAAUUAUUAACUAUUUCUGUCACAAACUGAUGCAGCACAGUUACUGUAAUACAUGUGUGUACUUGGUGAUGCCUACCCUGAUACAUUGCAAAUUUGUAAUGUUUGAUGUUUAUGCAAUGGCUUUGAAAUAAAUGUGUCAUUUUGAGAAAAAAAGGUUGUUUUUAUUAGAGAAAUAAGUCUUGCUGUAUUUGACUUAUACAUAAAGGACUCUGUGUUAUGUUUCACUAUGAUGUUGUGUAGUGUUACCCCAGGAUACGAGGACGUGGUUGCUGGUGCAAUCAAUAAAACUAAAGAAAGCUCAUAUGGAGCGGCACAACACAUAAAAAUGCAACGUAGCAAAAUAUCAAGGAAAGGCUAGGAGGCAGAGCUAGGUCUUACGUAAAAACUCACAACGGGAGGUGGAAACAAGAAUGCCCCCCAAAAAGGACAAUCACUCCAAGGAACAGGAAAAGUGCUAACGGAGAUGCAAACAGAUGCAUCGAGCAAGAAGCGAGACUGCAAGGUGAAACAAAAAUCCAAGCAGAAACAGAUGUCCAGCUGGCUGGCCCCUAAAUAGAACCCUAAUUACAAAUAAAAGGUGGGCUCCAACAACCCCUUCAAACAAUGGCAAGCAUGUGGUGCCAAACAGGGUUUUUUGGUUCAGAGAAAGAAAGUGACAUGUCCAUCCAUCCAUUUUCUGUACCAUUUAUCCUCACAAGGGUUGUGGGCAUGCUGGGGCCUAUCCCAGCUGUCUUGGGACGAGAGGUGGGGUACACCCUGGACUGGUCGCCAGCCAAUCACAAUUUGGAGUCGCCAAUUAACCUAGCAUGUUUUUGGAAUGUGGGAGGAAACUGGAGUACCCGGAGAAAACCCACGCAUGCACGGGGAGAACAUGCAAACUCCACACAGACCCAAUGGAGAUUCGAACCCAGGUCUUCCCGAUCUCCUUACUGUGUGGCUUACAUGCUAACCACUCAUUCACCAUGCAGCUCCAUAUUGUUUAUUUUUCUGUUUAAUUAAUUCAGUUACAAAGAAAACACAUUCUGCUUAUGGAGAAUUAUCAACACAUAUGAGUGAGGGGUACUCAUGGUAUGACAAAAAGGCUCUGAAGACAAAGAAGGUUGGGAAACACUGAUUGAAAGUACAAAAGCUACAGCAUGAACAGCGGAAGCCACAGCAAUUUACUUUUGGCUAUUGUUACCUGUGUGUCGAAGCACCCCAUUGCAUCUCAUUUAGCUGUUUCCCUCUUUUCUGGUUUUAUUCUCCUUUUUGUACGCGUUCUUAUUUCCACCUCAUACAGUGAGUUCAUUUGUUAGCUGAACCUCCUUUCUUUCUUUGUUAUUUUGUACUUUGUGUUUUUGCAUGUCGUUUU